GCGAAUCCGAAACCACACAAGCCGAAGCGAAGCGCGCACCGAAUUCCCGGAGGAAUCGGCAUCGGCUGCUCCUCCUUCCUUCUUCCACCUCGUCGACGUCGCCUCCUUCCUCCCAUCUUUUCCAUUACUUUAAAGUUACCUCCACUACUUUACCUCCCCACUCCUCUCCCCCACCACCCACCCGCCUCCCUCUCCCUCUCUCUCUUCUUCCUCCUCCGCGACGCCUCUCCCCAAAAAAUUCCCCUCCCCGACCGCCUCGCCUCGGAUUCGAUUCCCGCGCCGCCGCUUCGCCGGCGCCGACGACGACGACCGACCGAGGAUCCGGAGGUUUGGGAGAGGAGGAGGAGGAGGAGGAGGAGGCUGUGCUUGUUCGUCCGACGACGUCCAUGUCGGGGCAUCUCGAUCGCCUCGCGCGGCCAUGUUUUGAAGGGUCUUCAAGUAAUGAUGACAAGAGAGAUCACAAGUCAGACGUUGAAAAUUCUGAAGAUGACAAGAGAACAAGAAUGGGUUCUCUGAAGAAAAAAGCUAUAGAUGCAUCAACCAAAAUUAGGCAUUCCUUGAAAAAGAAGAAGAGGAGGAGCGGCAGUCGGGUCCUCUCCGUGUCUAUUGAAGAUGUGCGUGAUCUAGAGGAGCUGCAAGCAGUUGAAGCAUUUAGACAAGCACUGAUUUUGGAUGAGUUGUUGCCUGCAAGGCAUGAUGACUAUCAUAUGAUGCUGAGAUUUCUAAAAGCAAGGAGAUUUGACAUUGAGAAAGCAAAGCAAAUGUGGACUGACAUGCUUAAAUGGAGGAAGGAGUACGGUACAGAUACAAUUGUUGAGGAUUUUGAUUACAAUGAGUUAGACGCUGUUCUGCAAUAUUAUCCUCACGGUUAUCAUGGAGUUGACAAAGACGGGAGACCUGUUUAUAUUGAAAGGCUUGGAAAGGUUGACCCCAAUAAGCUUAUGCAUGUAACAACAAUGGACCGAUAUGUAAGAUACCAUGUGAAGGAAUUUGAACGGAGCUUCUUGAUCAAGUUCCCAGCAUGCUCUCUUGCUGCAAAAAGGCACAUUGAUUCGAGCACAACAAUUCUUGAUGUUCAGGGUGUGGGUUUGAAAAAUUUCAGCAAAACUGCACGUGAAUUAAUUGUCCGAUUGCAAAAAAUUGAUAAUGAUAACUACCCAGAGACCCUAUAUCAAAUGUUUAUUGUCAAUGCUGGUCCGGGGUUUCGGCUCUUAUGGAACACUGUGAAGUCCUUUCUGGACCCAAAAACCACUUCCAAGAUACAUGUACUCGGGAACAAAUAUCAAAGCAAGCUGCUAGAAGUAAUUGAUGCUAGUGAAUUGCCGGAAUUCCUUGGUGGCGCUUGUACCUGUCCUGAAUAUGGAGGGUGUCUUAAAGCUGAAAAAGGACCAUGGAAGGACCAAAACAUACUCAAUAUAGUCCUUAGUGGCGAGGCUCAGUGUGCUCGACAAAUUGUAACUGUUUCCAAUGGAGAGGAAAAGAUAAUUUCUUAUGCCAAGUCCAAGCACCACACAAUACGAGGGAGCGAUACAUCCACUGCUGAGUCUGGAUCUGAGGCUGAAGAUGUUACGUCUCCAAAAGUACUGAGAAGUUACAUCUCCCAUCCUAAGUUGACCCCUGUCCGUGAAGAGGUCAAGAUGGUUAGAGCCACGAGCUUUUCUACUCGCAUGCCUGAAUACGAUGUUCCUGUCGUCGAUAAGGCUGUAGAUGCAACAUGGAAGAGAGAAGUGACUCGAAAGACUGCCUUCUCAUCCAAAGACUCUUCUUUGACAAGCACAGAAAGUUCAUCCAAUGGCUCUUUGGACCGGAUCGUUGCAGUUUUGCUGGCAGUUUUUAUGGCAAUCAUUACUUUAGUUCGGUCAGUUAAAGAUCUUGCUGCAAAGAGAUUGCCAGAUAAAAACGAGUCAGAACAGAAGUAUUCAACAUUAUAUCCAGACUCGAUGCCAAAAGAGGAAUUCCGACCACCUUCCCCAACUCCUGGGUUUGUUGAAGCUGAACUAUUUUCGUCAGUCUUGCAAAGGCUGGGAGAUCUUGAAGAGAAGUUCCUGAUGCUUCAAGAUAAGCCUUCAGAGAUGCCCUGCGAGAAAGAAGAGUUGCUUAAUGCUGCUGUCCGCCGUGUGGAUGCGCUGGAAGCUGAACUUAUUGUAACAAAGAAGGCCCUACAUGAGGCUCUUAUCAGGCAAGAGGAACUACUAGCCUACAUCGACAGUAAGGAGGUUGCCAAGGCUCAGAAAAAGAAGAAGGCGAUGUUUUGCUAUUAGCACCAGCCAACCAGGAGAGGGUACACCCCCUAUCUUGGGAUUAUACUUUCUGACAGCCAAAGACGGCGUUUGAGAAUUGAGAUGUUGUAAUCGGCAGCCCCCCCUGCUCGCUUCCCUGGUUCUCCUGUAAAAUGUGAAACGACAGACGUCGGAUGUAAAUCGGCAAAAUUCUGACAUAAAUAAAUGUGUUUUUUUGCACCGAGUUCUUCCC
This is a messenger RNA of Oryza sativa Japonica Group (Japanese rice), 2472 nucleotides long. Its product is annotated as phosphatidylinositol/phosphatidylcholine transfer protein SFH6. The record is from RefSeq and is a predicted model, not a curated record. NCBI's taxonomy places the organism in Eukaryota, Viridiplantae, Streptophyta, Magnoliopsida, Poales, Poaceae.